UGUCUCAAAAGACUUACGAAAUCAGUUUUGUAAUUGUAUCAAUAUAAUGGCCAAUAAUCUUACAGAGUUGGAAGUUAACAUCCUUAAGUGUUUGCAUAAUAUAAGUUGCUGCUUGAUAUGUUCGUUACGAUUCUGUGAAGCAAAUUUUAUGGACCCGAACUUUUUUUUCAAAUCUUUUCUAUCAAAGGCGCUGUUAUUAAAUGAAUACAACUCAUUGCAGCAAAAAGAUUUAUGUACCAUGUGUGUAGGCAUACUUCAGUUCAAUAAUAUAAGGUCAUCUCUGAAGAAGAUAAAAAUUCAAUUAAAUAAAUUUUACUACGAUUCUACUAGUGUCAAUUACACAUUAAACGUUCCUACUUCUAUUUAUAUUAGAGAACGAUCAAUUAGUGAAUAUUUAUGUCUUCAGAUGAAUUUUUCAAGUUUUAAUUACAACAUGCAUCCGAAAAUUCAGAGCUUAAAAGACACUUGGAAAUAUUUAAUAAAUUUGGAAGUCACAUGGAUGAGCAGCCUAUUCAAAAAAGUUACAAGUUUGCGAUCAUCUGUCAGGCUUGAUGUAUUUUAUUUUUACAUUGAUGAUCAAGAUGAGUGUUUAACAUUGUUGGAGAACUAUAAUCACUUGAAAAAUCGAAGUACAAACUAUUUAAAGCAACUCAUUAUAAACAAAAAAAUUGUUGACGACAUAGUUAUAUGUACCGUAAACGAAAAAUUUAAUCAGUAUUUUUCAGUUCCACCACCGAUACCGAUACAUACAGCAAUGAUAAAAAAAUUAGAAUUCAGAUGUGAAAGUGUGUUUAUUGGUGAUGAUCAUCAGUUAGCGUGGGGUCUAGAGAGUAUGAUGGAUGUCUUAAAACUUCUAAGCCAAGAGACAUAUAAGUUUGAUGGAUAG
Messenger RNA from Copidosoma floridanum, 886 nucleotides. It is a transcript of the gene Pus10, whose product is annotated as Pseudouridine synthase 10. Gene Ontology annotation, molecular function: pseudouridine synthase activity; RNA binding. The record is from RefSeq and is a predicted model, not a curated record. Gene Ontology annotation, biological process: tRNA pseudouridine synthesis. Lineage: Eukaryota; Metazoa; Arthropoda; Insecta; Hymenoptera; Encyrtidae.